Molecule: messenger RNA, 977 nt
Organism: Serinus canaria (Common canary)
Lineage: Eukaryota; Metazoa; Chordata; Aves; Passeriformes; Fringillidae
Gene: FABP6
Product: fatty acid binding protein 6
Exons: 5
Coding region: 186-572 (128 amino acids)
Biological process (GO): fatty acid transport
Cellular component (GO): nucleus; cytosol
Molecular function (GO): fatty acid binding
Source: RefSeq, a predicted model, not a curated record
UGCAGUCAAGUUUUUAAAAAGCAAAAGUAUUGAAAGCUCAGCUUUGCCAUGCAGUUAGUCUUUCAGUCAAAACCCAAAGAAACCAACCCAAAAAAUAAGUCCCAGCUCUUCCUGAGGUCUGCAGCUCUCCUGGGAGGGGUGGGAGCAAAGAAGUGCUGUCAUCACAGGCUCAUCCCAAGGGAACCAUGGCAUUCUCAGGCAAAUACGAGUUCGAGUCCGACGAGAACUACGAUGCCUUUGUGCAGAAGAUUGGUCUCCCCAGUGACAAGGUUGAAAUGGGAAGGAACUGCAAGAUUGUGACCGAGGUGGUGCAGAAUGGGAAUGACUUCACGUGGACACUGCACUUCCCAGGAGGCCGCACCACCACCAACACCUUCACCGUGGGCAAGGAGGCAGACAUGGAGACCAUGGGAGGGAAGAAGUUCAAGGCAACUGUCAAAAUGGAAGAUGGGAAACUUAUAGCUGAUUUCCCCAACUACCGCCACAUUUCAGAGAUCUGUGGGGGGAAGCUGGUAGAGACUUCUACCUGCUCUGGUGUAGUCUACAAAAGGACCAGCAAAAAGAUUGCCUAAGGCAGCAAGGCCAGUCUCUUCCAGUGCACUGAAAGCCAACAAUAAAAUAAAUAAAAUAAAACUCUGUCUUCAUCUCUGUCUUGGUUUUGCAAACGUCAUCAUGUUAAUGCUGACCCCAUUCCUAAGUAUCUGACGGGGGGGGGAACUAGAUAAGAUUUAAGGUCCCUCCCAACCAAACCCUUCUGUGGCUCUGAUUCUCUGCUCUGAGGGACACCAGGGAGCACCACUUUGUGCCCCGAGAGGAGCCCUGAGCCUUGAAAACAAGACCUUUUAAUCACUUCCUGUGCAGACCAGAUGCCUUUGCUAUUAGAGCUGCCUUGAUGGGGCUGGGAGGGAUUUUACAACUCCAGCUGACAAAUUCCUGACUCUUUUUGGCUGGCAAAGCCCGAUUCCAUUAACAAGGAC